This is a messenger RNA of Carya illinoinensis, 1021 nucleotides long. RefSeq names its product DNA-directed RNA polymerase III subunit RPC8. NCBI's taxonomy places the organism in Eukaryota, Viridiplantae, Streptophyta, Magnoliopsida, Fagales, Juglandaceae. Gene Ontology annotation, cellular component: RNA polymerase III complex. Gene Ontology annotation, biological process: DNA-templated transcription; transcription initiation at RNA polymerase III promoter. The record is from RefSeq and is a predicted model, not a curated record. The transcript is spliced from 8 exons. The coding region runs from base 164 to 769 and encodes 201 amino acids.
CAUUUACAAAGAAAUAUAAAAUAUUUAUUUAUUGUUCCCUUUUGUGGAGCGCCCUUUGCCUUUUCUUCUUUUAUUUCCCCUUCACUAUCCGCGGCAAGUGCACUGUCAAUACCUUCGUUGUCUGCUCAAUCUACCACUAUAAAUCAGCCGCCACCAAGUCCCAAUGUUCUACCUUAGCCGAAUCGAGCACACCUUUCGCGUGCCGCCGAGUCUCCUUAGCCUUCCUAUCGAGGAAGCUGUCAAGGGAGAGCUUGAAAGACUCUUCUUAGAUAAGGUUAUCGCAAACUUGGGGCUUUGCGUUUCCAUCUACGAUAUCAUAUCUAUAGAAGGUGGCUUUAUCUUUCCCAGUGAUGGUGCCGCAACCUAUACGGUUGUCUUCAGACUCAUUAUGUUUCGUCCAUUCGUGGGAGAGAUUAUUGCUGCAAAACUUAAAGAAUCUAAUGCUACAGGUUUACGCUUAUCACUUGGGUUUUUUGAUGACAUUUAUAUACCUGUCCAUCUUUUACCAAAUCCAUCCCGCUUCAAGCCUGACCCGAAUAAAAGGGACAAAGGCAUGUGGGAAUGGGAGUAUGGUGGAGAACCAUAUGUUAUUGACGGGAUUGAUGAGAUCAAGUUCCGAGUUCAUAAUGUAAGUUAUCCUCCAAUUCCCAUUGAGAAGCCAAAAGAAGCUAAGCCAUUUGCUCCGAUGGUGAUUACUGGAUCGAUUAAUGAUGACGGUUUGGGCCCCAUUUCAUGGUGGGUUGGUGCAGAACAGACCGACGAAUCUUAAGCAAGCCCAAACUGGCCGAGAAUGGCUGUAUUAUGAAGCGACGGAGGUUGUGGGAUGUUUUUGCUGAUUCUUUUGCAAGGAGCUGAAAUAAACAUAUAGUAAGAAAAUUGUAACUAUUCUUUGUGUAGCAAAUGAUAUCAUUUUGCUUUCCUUAUUGCCCACGAAGGGUCAAACACUUUCUGAGGGAACGGUUGAACAAAUUAAUGGGAUUAUCCAUUUUUUUAUAUAUUGCCGAGUAACUUAAUGGGACUA